Messenger RNA from Orycteropus afer afer, 471 nucleotides. NCBI's taxonomy places the organism in Eukaryota, Metazoa, Chordata, Mammalia, Tubulidentata, Orycteropodidae. The record is from RefSeq and is a predicted model, not a curated record.
CUGAAAGGAACGUCCUCAGUGAAGCGAAGUGAUUUUGACUUGGCUGAUGCCUUGGAUGAUCGCAAUGAUCGAGAUGAUGGCCGUCGGAAGCCAAGUGCAGGAGCAGGAGGUAUUUCAGACAAGGAUCUUGAAGACAUACUAGCGGGUGGUGACUACAAACCUGACAGGAAUAAAGGUGAUGGCCACUUCGGCAGCAGUGAUGACCAGGAAUCUGGCAUGUCCGCAGAGGCCGGCACCGUGGCUGGGGUGGCCAGUGCCCUGGCCAUGGCCCUGAUCGGCGCUGUCUCCAGCUACAUAUCCUACCAGCAGAAGAAGCUCUGCUUCAGCAUCCAGCAGGGCCUCAACGCGGACUACGUGAAGGGGGAGAACCUGGAAGCCGUGGUGUGCGAGGAGCCCCAAGUGAAAUACUCAUCGCUGCAGACCCAGUCAGCAGAGCCGCCGCCGCCUGAGCAGCCCCGGAUCUGAGGCCCC